Messenger RNA from Asparagus officinalis (garden asparagus), 1839 nucleotides. RefSeq names its product plant-specific TFIIB-related protein 1-like. The record is from RefSeq and is a predicted model, not a curated record. The coding region runs from base 1 to 1620 and encodes 539 amino acids. Gene Ontology annotation, biological process: transcription preinitiation complex assembly; DNA-templated transcription initiation. Lineage: Eukaryota; Viridiplantae; Streptophyta; Magnoliopsida; Asparagales; Asparagaceae. Gene Ontology annotation, molecular function: TBP-class protein binding. Gene Ontology annotation, cellular component: nucleus; transcription preinitiation complex. The transcript is spliced from 7 exons.
AUGCAUUGGUAUUGGGGUAUCACACGUAGAUGGAUCACGUGUGACCCACAGCCAUCAGCUGGACACAUGCCAUGCCCAUCGACAGACAGUUACAUCCCUAGUGGGAUGAACGAGAGAGAUUACGUCCGUACUUUUGAUAGCAUUGAGGCUGAUAUUGAUGCGCACGUCGUGAGGACAGGUCUCGAUCAUUUGGGCAGGCAUACACUCGGCGCUGACGACGGCACAGUGAUGAUGAUGCCGGCACUUGUUCGCAAUCCGCAUGGAGGGCCGACACUUUGCAUGGCUGAUGGAGCCGCGUCCCGCUCCGUCACCGAGUGUCCUCGCUGCGGCCAAGAUCGUAGGAGCGCACUCGCAGGUCCCCGACCAAACCUCCACCACCCCCUUUCCCUCUGGGCCCACCUCAACCCCCUCCCCCUCGUCGUCCCGACCUCAUUCGCCGGAAAACCCUCGACCGCCCCCCAAGACCACGACGGCGGCGAAGACGAGGACGCCCUACAACCCACAGGCUUCGUCACGCUCUCCCUUCUCCACUGGAGCCACCCCCUCCUGGCGCGCUCGCCUCUCUUCGGCGGCACCUCGCCGAGCUCGAGCGGGCGCUGCUCGAUCAUCGCCGUGACGAGCUCGAGCUCCUCGGCUCUUGACCCGGCGGGGCCCUUGGUGUCGGUGGACCACUUGAGGGCUUACUUGCAGAUCAUCGACGUGGCCUCAAUUUUAGGGCUGGAUCAGGAUAUCCCCGAUCACGCGUUUCAGCUGUUCAAGGAUUGCUCGUCGGUGACCUGCUUGAGGAACCGGAGCGUGGAGGCGCUGGCCACGGCGGCGCUCGUGCAGGCGAUACGGGAGGCGCAGGAGCCCAGGACGGCACAGGAAAUCUCAACUGCUAGCAACCUUCCCCAAAAGGAAAUAGGCAAGUAUAUGAAAAUACUCGGUGAAGCGUUGAAACUUGGUCAACCCAUCAACAGCAACUCGAUAUCUGUUCACAUGCCUAGGUUUUGUACUCUCCUCCAGCUCAACAAAUCUGCCCAGGAGCUUGCAGCACAUAUUGGAGAAGUUGUAAUCAAUAAAUGCUUCUGUACAAGAAGAAACCCCAUCAGCAUCUCCGCUGCUGCCAUUUACCUGGCAUGCCAACUCGAAGACAAACGAAAAACUCAAGCUGAAAUCUGCAAGGUAACAGGUCUCACUGAGGUCACUCUUCGUAAAGUGUACAAAGAAUUAUUAGAAAACUGGGAUGAUCUACUUCCACCUAACUACACUCCAGCAGUGCCCCCUGAGAAAGCUUUUCCUAUGACUUCAAUAACUUCUGGCCGAUCAUCAACUCCUAAAGUUGAAGUUCCUGAAGAUAAGCCUCCAGAGUUAAAAAAAUCUGAGGUUAGAGAAGAAAAUGACCGUUCUUUGGCAUCGUUGUAUACUCGUGAUUUGAAUAAGGCAGCAUUUUGGCAGAAAGAUGAGGCUAAGCAUGUACAUUCUGAGUUUGAUCAGAAGGUCAAUACAGACUCCAUAAUUGAUAGUAGUACAAGAUGGAUGAGGCAAACGAGUACUUCAUCAUCUCAGGGAUACAAUUCUUGGCAAUUUAAUGUACCUGGAUCUUCCAAUGCUCGGUCUGGAAAGCCUCAAAAUGGUUAGGAAACAUGACUGGAAGUGGAAGUGCUGAUGGUGGAUGCUGUGAAAGUUAGGAAAUAAUAGUACGCUGCAAUUUGUAGUCACUGUUCUUCGAGUGUUAUAUGUUAGUAUAUUUGCAAUUUGGAAUUACUAUGGCAAGCACAUAAUUUAUACUGUUUCUUGUGAGGAGUAUAUUGUGUCUUGUGUCGCUUCACUGUAUUGAAGGAUGGCUAAUUACUUAGA